Messenger RNA from Metschnikowia bicuspidata var. bicuspidata NRRL YB-4993, 3218 nucleotides. RefSeq names its product Snf5p (gene SNF5). The coding region runs from base 155 to 3001 and encodes 948 amino acids. The transcript has 2 exons. Gene Ontology annotation, molecular function: transcription coregulator activity. Gene Ontology annotation, cellular component: nuclear chromosome; nucleus; SWI/SNF complex. Gene Ontology annotation, biological process: chromatin remodeling; regulation of transcription by RNA polymerase II. NCBI's taxonomy places the organism in Eukaryota, Fungi, Ascomycota, Pichiomycetes, Serinales, Metschnikowiaceae. The record is from RefSeq and is a predicted model, not a curated record.
GUUUCUCCCUAUAGCCUAGCCGUCCCACGCUGCGGGACCCCUCGAACACCCACAGAACCCUGUAUUCUAGGCUGCUGGAAAACCCCCAGGACCGACCCUCCGCCGCCAUCUGCUUGCUGGCUAGGUCGCCCCAGCCUCCACCCACUCCUAGACCAUGAAUUUCAAUUCCAACAGUGGCCAGAACACGCCCAACGCACACCCGCCGCGCUUGCUGCAGCAACAACAGCAGCAGCAGCAGGAACAAUAUGCCGCCGCGGCCGCCCGCCACAGACAGAAAAUGGCGAUGUUGCCGCCGCAGUUCCAGAACCUCACUCCUCAGCAGCUCCAGGACCUCAAGAACCAGCCGCAGUUCCAGAACAUGCUCCGCCAGUAUUUGCAGCGGCAGCAGAUUAUGCAGCAGCAGCAGAUGAUGCAGCAGCAGCAGAUGAUGCAGCAGCGCAUGAUGGCCGCGGGCCAGGCGCCCCCACAGAAUGGGGCCUUGGCAAUGGGCCUGGGCGCCGGUCAGGCCUUGAAUCCCGGGAUGGGCCCGGGGCUUGCCCCGGGCCUCGGCCAGGGCAUGAGCCCGACGCUCGGCUCUAAUGCGGCCGACUUGUCGCCCAGCGUCAACUUGGCGCAGGGGCCGGAUUCGGCCGGCUUCAAGCCGUCCAUGAGCCCGCAAAACAACACCCAUGCAAUGCAGCAGAUGGGCAUGGGGCAGUCCGGCAUGGCCCAGCAGCAAAUGUACAAUAAGAACCAACAGCAGCAACAACAACAACAACAACACCAACACCAACAGCACCAACAACAACAACAACAACAACAACAACAACAACAACAACAACAACAACAACAACUUCAUCGACAGCAACAGCAGCAACAGGCGCAUAAUGUGAUCCAGCUGCGGGCACAGUCGGUCCUGGCUCCCCAGGGCCUGACGCAGGCCCUUCACCAGACACAGCAGCUGGCGUACACGACGCAGCAGACGGGCCAUCCGCUGCAAAUCGGGCACAUGCCUGUGGCUCAGCCAAUCAACCAGCAAGCCAUGGGCCACCAGCAGUACAGUCAACAGCAGCUCCAGCGGAUGCAGCAGCUCCAGCAGCAAAACGCGCAAAACAUACAGAACGCCCCGCCCAGCGCAAGCGCUACCCCGGCAGUCAUGCAUAGACAGGCCCCGGGCACAAUGAGCGGCAUGGCCGAGUUGCGGCUGGCUGGGUCGGGCGUGCCUCACAACCUGCAGAUUGCCAACCCGUCGUUCAUUCAGCAGGGACUCGCACAGCGCCCUCACGAUCCACAGUCUCUCCAGAUAGACGGCCCUGGCCCGCAGAACAUGUCGCAGGCCGCUGCUGCUGCUGCGGCGGCUGCUGCCGCCGUCAAUAGGAGCCACCUCAAUGGCGCUCACGGCCCAGGCGGGCUAGAGGCAGCUUCUCUACUCGGAAAGGCCGUUCUUCCAACGCCGCGUUCUCAAGUGAAGCCCAAAACCGCCCCACACGGCACAGAGUUGGCCCUAGAAAAGGUGGAACUUCCCCCUGGCUUCGCCCCGGACUCUUUGUCGAAAGUCGCGAUGAGGCCAAUGAGCUCUCUCACAGAGUGGUCUGAGAAGUUGAAAGCAUCUGGCACAGAGGUCCCCUUGGAGGUGAAGCUCUAUGAGGAAGUGAUAAAGAAAGACGAUGCGUUCUUGCGUGCCGCUGGGCACCAAGAUAUGAUGAACAAGGAAUUGAUCACCCAAAUGUCUCGCGAUAUCAAGAGUUACAAUGCAAUCAAGCAGCUCCGAAUGGCGUCCAUUGCUGCGUCCGCAAAGAACCAGUUCAACAACAGCAUCUGGGGUGAAGGCUACCUGGGCUACGGGAACGGCAUAAGCAACACGGCUACCCAGGUGAUUCUUCCCGCACAGAACAAAUCAUUUCUGAAAGUUCCGGAUGUUCGUUGGACAGACGCGGAAAUCAGCGCCUUGGUCAGGAAAGCCCACUCCUCGCGAAAGCCCCGCCAUCUUGUUCCCAUCAGAUUGGAUUUUGACCAGGAGAGAGACCGCUUCAAACUCCGCGACACGUUCUUGUGGGAUCUCAAUGAUGAAACGUUGCCCCUCGAAAAUUUCGUGAAGCUCUUGAUUGAGGAUUACAAAUUCAUUUCCGAGAGCCAUUUCCACAACGUUUACCAGGCAAUCACCGAGCAAAUAAAGGACUACAAAGCAAAGCCAGAGAAAAGUAUGGGUGAAAUUCGAGUGCCGAUAAAGAUAGAUCUUUUGAUCAAUAACACUCAGUUCACAGAUCAAUUCGAAUGGGAUAUCCUCAAUGCCCAAGACAACGACCCUGAAGAAUUUGCCACUGUUCUUUGUGAUGAAAUGUGUUUGCCGGGUGAAUUCGCGACUUCUAUUGCCUUCAGCAUUAGAGAACAAACUCAACUCCAUAAUAAAGCCUUGUUCUUAAUUGGAUACAGUUUUGACGGAUCCCUGAUUCGCGAAGAAGAAAUCAAAUCUAACUUGGCCCCACCGUUGCGAAUAAUCAAUUCCGAGCCGGGACAGGGACAAUCAGAAGAUUUCGUCACAACUUUGAGAAACCCAGCUCUGCUUGCCGAGUACUCGCCAGCUAUGACUAAGCUCUCACAACUGGAAAUUGAGAAGCUAGAUAAAGAAAUGGAGCGCGAAUCUCGCAGGAGAAGAAGACAUUUCAACAAUGAAAAUACCUUCAGCUACAACGAGAAUAUACCUAAUCUGUUCGCAUCGCAGGGUCUGAGUCGCGGAACGGCCUCCAGGAGAAGUGCUCUCCAUUCUGGAAGGGGAGUCAAAACCACGUUGCCUGAUCUUUCGGACAUGCCAAAAACGUUUCGCACGCCAAUGCCUUCCAGUGUGCUUCCUGGCGGAAUUGAUUUGGGGGUUCCAGCUAUCUAUGGAUACAAUGAGCUAAUCAUCAACCGCUCCCAGGUCAAAAACCCAGAUUACAAAGCGCCAGCGCCUCCAGGGAUGGUCACUUCAUUCCGUGAUACGGCUGGCUCGUUCUUUGUUAAGAUCAAAUAUCCGAAGCGCUAGCUAUGGCGAGAUUGCAUUUGACUGCAUGCCAGAGUGAAAUCAUAUUGGAGCUCAAUCACGAUGCACAUGCCCAAAAGUAAAUAUGCAUGUUGGGAACUUUGAUUCCUGGAUUAAGCCUCUCUUUGGGCAGUGAGCAAAAAUGUAUGUUUCUUUUGUUGUAUUCUAAUUCACUAAUGUAUAAAUAUUUGUAUAAAACCUGAUAAAAUAUACAAGGUUG